Sebastes umbrosus (honeycomb rockfish) is the source of this 2575-nucleotide messenger RNA. RefSeq names its product phosphatidylinositol-specific phospholipase C, X domain containing 2 (gene plcxd2). The coding region runs from base 539 to 1510 and encodes 323 amino acids. NCBI's taxonomy places the organism in Eukaryota, Metazoa, Chordata, Actinopteri, Perciformes, Sebastidae. Gene Ontology annotation, biological process: lipid metabolic process. The transcript is spliced from 8 exons. Gene Ontology annotation, molecular function: phosphoric diester hydrolase activity. The record is from RefSeq and is a predicted model, not a curated record.
UUGGUUAUCGGUGUUCAAUUGUCCUACGCUUGAGACAUUAAAGUUGAUCCUGUUGCGCAGACGAAGCUCGCCUCGUGCUCUUGCUUUACCCAAGUUUAAUUAAGUAACAAGUAAGUGUAUAGUUCAGGCAGCGAGAAGCCUGCCUUACAUUAGUGUGAGUCCAGGUGGUGGUCUUCUCACACACGCACGCACGUGAGGCAGGUAAAGCCAAGAAGCAGGAGAACAGAGGGGAUAACAAGGGGAAUGUUGCUCUAAGAGGAUUAUCACGGUCGUUAUAGACACACACACCGGUCGGUCAACGGAUCAUGCCGGUUAGAACAGCAGCACUGCGACGCCAGGCAAUAACCUACCGGACACCGGGGAAAACGGGUCCUACUCGUUGAACCGGUCAUAAAUCUAACCUAGAUUCACAUUGCAAGAUGAUCCGCAGUAGUUUUUUUUACCUGUUGGGAGCGCACCGGAAUCCGUCACCUGGAUUGCAUGCGCACCGGAGAGCGGUUUCCUGAGGGGUAUAUAGGGUAUAGGGGUUGUUUCUGACAUGAAGACCCGACCUGCAGGGAUCGGUACCGUCCAUGCAGACUGGAUGGGUUCACUCCCCUCCAGGCUCAGUGCCAUGCCACUCAAACACCUCGCCGUGCCAGGGUCUCAUGAUUCGUUUACCUUCUGGGUGGAUGUGCAUGCUCCUGUGGGACCCGACCAGAAGGGAUAUGUGAAGUACCUCGCCACCAUGUUCAGCGUCUUAGCCAAGAAAGUCAUGGUGAAGUGGUCCAUGACCCAGAAUCUGACUUUUAAAGAGCAGCUGGAUGCAGGAAUCCGCUACUUUGAUCUCCGGGUCUCCUCAAAACCAGGCGAGCCUGGAAAUGAGAUCUACUUCAUCCAUGGCCUGUUUGGCCACAAGGUGAGCGACGGCUUGCAAGAAAUCAACUCCUUCUUAAGUAGACACAGGAAAGAGGUGGUGUUUCUAGACUUCAACCACUACUAUGCGAUGGGCCCAGAGCAUCAUGUGUACCUCAUCAACAUGCUCCAGGAAGUGUUUGGCAGCAAGCUUUGUAGUAACUGUGCCGUGGAGAGCAUCACUCUGGACUACCUCUGGCAGAAGAAACAACAGGUGAUUGUGUUCUACCAUCAUCCAUCAGCUCAGAGCAUUCCUGUCAUGUGGCCUGGAAACAAGAUCCCCGCUCCCUGGGCGAACACCACCCAACCCAACAAGCUCACAAAGUUCCUGGAAACUACACUGAGUGAAAGAGCCAAGCAGGGCUCCUUCCACGUUUCUCAGGCCAUCCUCACCCCCAAGCCCAACACCGUGGCCAAGGGCCUGGUCUGGGGGCUACGCGACUACCUGGUGGAGAGAAACCUGCCAACCAUCAUGUCCUGGGUCCAGGCUCAGAGGCCCGGGGUGGACGGGGUCAACAUCAUCACCUCUGACUUUGUGGAGCUCACUGACUUUGCCAGCGUUGUCAUCAAACUCAACAACCUGCUUAUGUCCGAACAGGACCGCAAACCAAGAUGACACAUGUUUGCACAACAGGACAAAUGUGCGCUGACCCACGGUGUGGUGGAGGUCAAAUGGCACAUUCUUCCACCACGGUUGGAUAAUAGUUCUUACAUAAUACUGGAGCCCCAAAGAAGUUAGUUUUAAUAAUAAUGUAUUGCAUUAGUGACUUUAUCCUCAGCUAACAAAUAGCGAUUUCUUUUGCUGAUAAGGUUUCAUUGUCUCGCUCAAGGACACUUCAGCAGUAAGGUACACAUGAGCCAGGGACCCUUUAAACCUUUGAGUGACGUAAAACCUUUAAAACAUCACAGUUUUGGUUUCAGCCGACUCUCUGCCCCAAUAUCAUCAAGUCCAAAAAAGGGAAAGAAGCUGGAGCUCAGAUCGCAAUCAUCAUAAGGUCAAACAAAACCUGUCAUAGCUUUGGCUUCUGGAUUUGUUUUCUUACAUUCCCUUCUGGAGGAAACUGGAAAUAUACCACAUUGGUACUAUCUGAUUACAAUGCAGCACAGGUCACCAUGCAGAAACAGACUCACAGCUACCUGCGACCUGGACAGUGAUCAUAUGACUCAUGGAUUUCACUUACACAUCUCAAAUGGUACAAUAGCUGUCCUUUUGUUUUUUAAAUAUUCUGAUUACAUCACAGAUUUGUUUUCAUCAUGGUGAAAGUCAGGAUCCUAUAUUCCAUAAUUGUUUUUCUUUUUGAAAUACUGUAUGCAUAAGUAUUUAAAGCGUCGUAACUUGUGUACACAUCGAACGAAAAGUGAUCGGGACAAACAUUUUGUUUACGGACUACUAAUACAUCCAACAUUAUGUUAAAGGACUGUGAAAGUAAAUUCUCGACAAGUGGAAUUUGUUUACAAUACAUUAAAGAGGACCUAUUCUGCUCAUUUUCAGGUGCAUACUUAUAUUUUAGGUUUCUACUAGAACAUGUUUACAUGCUUUAAUGUUCAAAAAAAACUUUAUUUUUCUCAUACCGGUUGUGCUGCAGCACUUCUUUUCACACUCUGUCUAAAACACUCUGUUAGAGCUCCUGCUCCCCGCCCUCGAAAAGCCCAGUCUGCUCUGAUUGGUCAGCUGAACCAA